Messenger RNA from Calliphora vicina (urban bluebottle blowfly), 1182 nucleotides. Its product is annotated as DNA-directed RNA polymerase II subunit RPB1. The transcript is spliced from 2 exons. The record is from RefSeq and is a predicted model, not a curated record. The coding region runs from base 1 to 1182 and encodes 393 amino acids. NCBI's taxonomy places the organism in Eukaryota, Metazoa, Arthropoda, Insecta, Diptera, Calliphoridae.
AUGCAAUUAAAGGUAACUGUGCAUUUCAUUUUGUUCACAUGCCUGGUGUCGUCUCUGAGGGGCAAGGCAUUACAUCCUAAAGGAUGUUAUGAGUGCGAAGAAGAAGUAUGGGAAGAAGUUCCUUGUGAUGAAAUACCAUCGAAUAGUACAACCGUAUCAACCCCAUAUUACUCUUCUACGCCAACUUACAAACCAACCACACCCAGUCCAAAACCCACAACGUCCAAACCAACUAUAGCACCAACCACCCCAAAGAAGUACUCAACUACCACUCGCUACCCGCCAACCAAAGCGCCGUAUUCAACUACAAUUAAUCCUGAAUACACAACACCAAAAGAUCCCUACAAAAAAUGUUACUGUGAAUGUAAACUUGGUUGCAAGGAAUUCUGCCGAAAAGUCGUCAUCAAUUCCCCAGACAAACAAAUCGUUCAAGUAUCGAAAAUAUCAGAGCCUGUGGCAAAGGGUCGCAUUGAAUCUACUCACUUUCUUCAACGAGAACUUAUACCUAAAAGCGAUGAUUAUGCACCAUCUUAUGAUAAUAAUGAUGAUGAACCAGAUAACGACAAAUACUCCAAUUACGAAGGAUCAACUCCACCAUCUAUACCUUUGCCAACAUUGCCCAGUUAUGAAGAGGAACUUGAUCCUGCUGUCUAUGCAGCUUAUCAUGGCAAGCCGAAUGUUCCUUCUAUAGCUUACUAUUCCAGACCGAUUGCUCAUCCAAUUGAACCUAUAUAUCAUGGUCCAUACGCGACAGCUGAAGCGGGUGUUAACAACUUUCGUUCCUAUGCAUCAUAUCCACCAAAUCCGUCACAUACUCCCUACUAUAGUCCUCCAAGUUCUGGUACUUACAACUUCCCCAUUCCCUUCGAAAACAUGUUUUCAAGGGUCUCAAAAACUCUGCUUGAUCCUGUGGAAAGCGUACAAAUAUCAUUAGAUGCCUCUAGUAGAAAAAUUGGGAGUUCUGCGUACACCAAGUGUCCUAGCUAUUCCACACCCUCAUAUUCAUCACCAACACCAGUGAAAGACUCCCAAUUGGAAACUCGUGGCUCUUUGGGCAACGCCCUAAACUUUGAUGAUUCGUUCGAUUCACUUAUUAAGGAAUUCUUGAGUAAUAAUCCUUCGAAUGAAGCCUCUUAUCAAGCGUAUGACAAACCAUUCUAUUCAGUGUCGUAUAGUAGAUAA